Messenger RNA from Uranotaenia lowii, 1811 nucleotides. RefSeq lists its product as uncharacterized. The coding region runs from base 271 to 1551 and encodes 426 amino acids. The transcript is spliced from 4 exons. The record is from RefSeq and is a predicted model, not a curated record. NCBI's taxonomy places the organism in Eukaryota, Metazoa, Arthropoda, Insecta, Diptera, Culicidae.
CAGAUACGUUGGGACGCUCUAGGUAGUUUGGAAGGAAAAACAAAUUAUUCGUUUGGGUUUACAAAUUGAAUAAGUGCUUUGACUGGCGAAAGAAUUGUUCUGUUUUUUUUUUGUGAAAAAUAAUUGACUCUGAAUAGUGCCUUCAUAGCCAAUUGCUUACAGUUACAUUCAUUUGCGCCCCCUGGUUGUGCUCUUGGCGAUUGAAAACUCCCCAAAAACUGCCACUCGCUUUUGUGAUCAGCAUCAGAAACGGAAGGACUCCCCAGCAUCAUGUCGACCCCAACCUUGGCCACGGUAUCGCCCAAAUUCAGCGAGGCAAUGCUGAAUGACAUCAUCCGGGACUAUGGCGGCCACAAGUGUACCUCGUGGCGUUUUGGCGACGACUCGUUCGGCAAGGGUGAUUCCUAUCUGAGCGAGGUCUAUCGGAUGGAAAUCGAGGACGAGACGGCCGUGGCCGAGGGCGCCGCCGAUGGUCAGCCACUCAAAGUUAAAAUGGUGGUCAAAACCAUCCCGAAGAACGUUGGCCGCAGAAAGACCUUCCGCUCGGAUGACUUUUUCCGCAACGAGUUCAACUUCUACAACGUGGUGAUCAGCGAGUUCAUCAAGUUCCAGAACUCCAAACAGCCGAAAAAGCCGUUCGAUGAAUGGAGCAAGUACUUGGCUGGUUUUUCCAAUGGUGUCAACGAUUUCAUCGCUAUGGAAGAUCUUAGUCCAUUUGGCUAUGGUGCGGCUUCUAGGCGCGAUGGCGUUGGCUUGGCCGAGUGUAUCCUCUGUAUGCAAACGUUGGGCCGUUUCCAUGCGCUAUCAUUAGCUUUGAAGGACCAACAACCGGAUAAGUUCCAUUUGUUGGUGAAGAACGUCGAGGAAACGUACUACGCGCAAAGACUGAAGCCUUGGUACAACAAUUUCAUCAAGGUGCAGAUCGGAAUCGCCAGAGAUGCCAUUGGCCAGGAAUAUGGGGGUACCGAGUUGGAAAAGAAGGUCGAGAAAUUCUUCGACUGUGACCUGUACGAUAAAAUGGUAUAUUUGACGCACACCAGAAAUCAAAACUCGGUCAUCAACCAUGGAGACUGUUGGAUGCCGAACUUCUUAUUCCGCUACGAUGCUAACGGCGUUCCGGUUGCGGUUAAAAUGAUCGAUUUUCAAUUGGCGAGAUAUUCAUCGCCAGCUUUGGACAUAUCAUUUUUCAUUUAUUCGUGCACGACCCAAGAGCUGCGCGAUGCACAUUACAAGGAACUAUUGCAGGCUUAUCACCAAAGCCUGACCGAAAUGCUGCGAGAUUUGGGCUCAAAUCCCGACGAGUUGUUCCCCUUUUCCGAGUUGGAGAAGGAACUGCAUGAAUUUGCUCGCUUCGGUUGCGGCAUGGGCAUAGAAUCUGUUCCGUUCUCACUUUUGGAGGAACAUGAGUGUCCCGAUCUGGACCUCAUCCAGGGAGAGGAAGCGGUUCCAAUAGAGAAGGUUUGGAUUUUGAAAAAUAUCAAAACUAAGGAAGGACGUCAGCGGUUAGCCGACGUAUUUAAACACGCCAUCGAUUGCGGUUAUCUAGAUUAGAUGUGUUAUCGAAGAAGAACUAAUACGCAAAUAAGAACAUGAAUGCUGGCACGCCUAACAAUGUAACACUCGCACUCAAUCAAUAUAAAAACGGACAUCUGAGAUGGUGACAACAAAGUUCUGGUAAAACAGUGAAAAUUGUAAGUCUAGUUUUUUUUAAUUAAAACAAAGCGUUUUUAAAGCUACAAUUAACAGUGCAUGCAAACUUGUUUGAAAAUUUGUUCUCUGCAAAACAUUCAUACAGGUACUAUAUGUAUACA